UUCCCUUUUGCCAAUUUUGUAGUCAUUUGUAUUCUUCCCUUGUAGUGUUAACAAAUGUCUCUUCUCUUGCUCAGCAAGAUGAGAACACUUUGCUUAUCCAUCCCUCUGUGCAAAGUGCUGUGGAUGUGCUUGCAGCGUCUGUCCUUCUCCGCCUGAGUUCAGAUGGGUUUUCAGGGGCCUGAAUCUUCCCAGUGCUGCUCUGCGAGCCGUCUCCAGCUCUUCCUGGUGGGACAGGACGUGAUGCAGCUAUGCCAGGUUAUGCCACUCUCCAGGUUUGCUGGGUGCCUGCCGGUGAAAGAGAAGGGUUGAUAUUUUGCCCAGGCCCUUAGGUCCUGAACCAAAAUGGCAGCUGGCGAGUCCCCUCCCGUAGGAGAUGCCUUCAUCGACCUGCAGCAGGGCAGAGAUCAUGCAGAAAAAGCUUCUCCUGGUGCCGAGGACGAUGAGGACUUGGAUAAGACUUUAUCAGUCGAGAGAUUUGGGGACCUGAUAAGCAAGUCAGCAUCAAGUGAUCUGGAGAAGCAGAAACGCAGCUACAGUGAGAGAGAUUUUGAAUUCCACCGCCAAACCUCGCACCACAUCCAUCAUCCCCUUUCCACUCACCUCCCUUCUGCCCUCAAGUUCCAAAAGAGGCCCCCCCGUGCCAGCAGGAGGAAAAAAAGAAGAAGGAAAAAGAAGAAAACCUCAGUACCCCCCUCAGAGGUCACCCCUACCAUCCAAGAAGUGGACGAGGAAGGAGGAGAAGAGGAGGAAGAAGAGGAAGAAGAAGAGGAGGAGGAAGAAGGAGAGUCUGAGGCAGAGGAAGCCCAGGAGAAGGAGGUCUUUGCAGAGUCUGAGGGCGAAGCUCGUGGGAAGGACACAUCCCCUAAGCUGGAGCCCCCAAGCAAACCAAAGUUCACCAUUGGCAGUGAUGAGGAUGAGUCUGGCAGCACUCUGGCCCCAGCACAGUUCCACAUGGAAGAAGAGGUGUCCUCCACACCAUGCCUCACUGACCUGCUGCAGGACAAGGGCCUUGCCUCCCUCCAAAGCCUCCCUGGACCUCGGGAACGUGUUUCUCAGGGCUGGGAGAAGCGCAAGCCCUGGGGCCAGCUGGCAAGUGGACAACGAGUUACCUAUGACUUAAAGGAGAGGAUGUGCAUUGGCAGUAUGACCACGCUGGAGAGUGCAGCAUAUCAGCGUGUCCCCACGGAUGAGGCUGAGGCCCAGAUGCUGGCAUCUGCUGAUUUGGAUGGCAUGAAAAGCCACCGCUUUGAAGACAACCCUGGUGUGAGGAGGCAUCUGAUGAAGAAACCAUCUAGGAGCCAGAUCACCAGGACGAGCAAAAAAUUAGCAUCAACCCCAUCAGUUAAAAAGAAGAAGAAGAAGAAGAAGUUGGACAGAAAACCCCAUGAGGUGUUUGUGGAGCUGAAUGAGCUGGUGGUGGAUAAGAACCAGGAGAUGCACUGGAGGGAGACAGCCCGCUGGAUCAAGUUUGAGGAGGAUGUGGAGGAGGAUACGGCCAGGUGGGGGAAACCUCAUGUGGCUUCACUGUCCUUCCGCAGCCUGCUGGAGCUCAGGAAGACAAUUGCCCAUGGUGCUGUUCUUCUUGACCUGGAGCAGACCACACUGCCUGGCAUUGCUCACCUCAUGGUGGAGACCAUGAUAAUCUCUGACCAGAUCAGGGCAGAGGACCGAGCCAAUGUGAUGCGUGCCCUGCUGCUGAAGCACAGCCACCCAAAUGAUGAGAAGGAGGGCUUCUUUCCAAGGAAUCACUCCAGCUCCAGCAUGAACUCUAUUGUGGGGAACCACCACCACAAUCACACCAUAGACACCUGUGUGCCCCUCAUGGGAGAGGAGCGAAUUGAGAUGGCUGACCCCAAGGCCCAUGAGACUGAAUGCAAAGAGAAAAAUGUGCAUGCCCAUAACUCUGAGGGGCACCGUAAAUACCUGAAGUUGAUGGAGAAGAUUCCUGAAGAUGCAGAGGCCACUGUAGUCCUUGUGGGUAAGAGGCUGCAAACCCCAACACCAAAAAGACCAGUUUAGAUCCCGGUCUGGGACCAGCUUGGGUGCUCUCUCUUUCCUGAAAGAUAUUUGGACAUCUAGUGCGCACUUCCAAAGUUUAAGUUGAGAAGGAGCUUUGUGCACUCGCUCUUGUGUGGUGACAACACACAUCUUGUUUGUUUGUAAUA
Messenger RNA from Meleagris gallopavo (turkey), 2165 nucleotides. The record is from RefSeq and is a predicted model, not a curated record. NCBI's taxonomy places the organism in Eukaryota, Metazoa, Chordata, Aves, Galliformes, Phasianidae.